UUUUUCAUUUUCAAAGCUUGAAGAAAAAUGAACUCGUACGAUGAACAGAGACUGAGAGAUGAAGUGAUUUAUCUUCAUUCUUUAUGGCAUCAAGGCCCUCCCAGAAUCCCUAACCCACCACCAAACCAAUCCAACGACACUCGCAAUUCAUCAAGAAACCCCCAUAAACCCACCACCACCUCGCCUUUGAAGAAACAAAAGAAGAUGAGAAGUUCCAAAAAACUAAACAUUGUCGAGAACAAAUCUGGCUCCGAAUCAGACUCCGACCCGGAUCGUGAUUGGGGCCCCAAAUGGCCUGUCAACUCUCCACCCACCGCUGGCUGGGGAGAGGUGAAACUGAAAGCAGAGUCGAAAGCUGGGCCUUUGUCGGCCGGAGAGAAAGCGAAACAGUUGGCAAUGCAAGUAGAGCAGAAGGGUCUUCAAGCUUGCCAGGAGUUUUUCUCUAAUAGAGAUGAAAGUGAUGAAGAAGAGGAUCGCAUUUACGAUGAGGAGUUUGGUGAGAUGGAUUAUUUGACUGAGGAUGAUGAGGGUUUAGAGAGUAAGGAGUUUAAUUUUUUGCUAGAAUUGUUUGUAAAGGAUGAUAAGUUGAGGAGUUACUAUGAGAAGAACCACGAUAGGGGUGAAUUUUGUUGCUUGGUUUGUCGUGGGAUUGGGGAGAAACUUAACAAGAGGUAUAAAGAUUGUUUAGGCCUUGUUCAGCACACAAUUUCUAUAUCGAAGACGAAGAGAAAGAGAGCUCAUAGAGCUCUUGGGCAGGUUGUGUGUAAGGUUCUUGGAUGGGAUUUUGAUAGUUUGCCAGUGAUUGUGUUCAAGGGUGAGCCACUUGGAACUUCUUUGGUGAAUUCCGGCGUUACACAGGAUGAAGCGGCAAAGGCAAAUGCAGAAGAUAAUAAGGAAGAUAUGACUGUUGCUCAGGAAAACGAGGGCUCUAGAAGUGGAAAUGAUGGUGAAAUUGUUGAGAAAGUGGUUUUAGAUGGUAAUCGAAAUGAUGGUGAAUUGAUGAUUGGUGAGUUGCAGAGCUCUGUCAAGGUAGAUGAUGCCGAAAAAGCUUUUAAAAAUUUUGAUGGCAAGUUCUUGAAUGUUGCAGAUAAAGAUGUAGCAGUGAAUUGCUGGGUAGGUGAUGUCGGUAAAUGUGUUGAAAAUCUUGAUAGCAAGCUUUUGAAUAUGGAAGCAGAUAAAGGGGUUGCAGUGGAUUGCCAGGAAUCUGGCCCAUCAUUGGCCACUAGCAUGGGAUGGCCAUGCUUAAAUCCUGUUGAUGAAUCCUCUAUAGUAGGUCCAGGAUGGCCUACCUUGAAGCCCCAUACGCCUUCAUUAGUUCGCUUACCUUCUGCGGAAGAGCAAGCAAAGAUAGAUGCAGUGCAGUUGCAGCAGAAAGUCUCAGACGCUUGCCGAGAAUUCUUUGAGAAAAGUGCUGGUUCAGAUGGUGAUCAAAGUGAUGAUGAAGAUGGACCUGAGGACAGUGAAGAGUUCAAGUUUUUUCUGAAGGUCUUCAUAGAGAAUAGUGAGCUCAGAAGUUAUUAUGAGCAAAAUUAUGAAGGAGGGAAGUUCUGUUGUCUGGUUUGUGGUGGGAUUGGAAAGAAGGUUUGGAAGAAUUUUAAAAGUUGUCUUGGGCUUCUACAGCAUUCCAAUGCAAUAUUAAAGACAAAAAAGAAGCGGGCGCACAGAGCUUUUGGUCAGGCAAUUUGUAGGGUUCUUGGUUGGGAUAUUGACCGUUUUCCAACAAUUGUGUUAAAAGGCGAACCUCUCAGCCACUCCUUGGCAAAGUUGGGCAUGUCACUGGCUGAAGUCGAAGCAAAUGCUGAUGAUUAUAAGGAUGGUUUAAGUAAUCCCAACAACAAAAGGAUAUGUGAAGUAGCUCAAAAAGAGGAUUCAACGGUGACAAUUAGUGAGAAUUAUCUAAUUGAAGAUGAUACCAGUAAGCAUGCUACUAAUGUUUGCAAUGGGAUUUUGGCUAUGGAGAGGAGUCAAGAGGGAGCAACAGAUGUCUUGGUACCUCAGGACAAAGAUGGCAUUGCAAAUUAGUUGAGAUUUCAACAUGGUAGUGUCUCUCUGCAGACAGAAAUGGAGGAGAAUGGAGGAGAACCGUUGUAAUGAUCUUUGAGAAGACAGACUAUGUCUUAUUUAAUGGGUAUUAGCAACAGAAUUCAUAGGAAACUGCCAUCUUUUGACUUUUGGUCUCUUGGGCUGCUAUUGCCCACCGUAUUGCCUUCACUAACCUCACUUUUCUUAGUUUUCCUGUACCUCUUUACAUGAUGAUUAAUAGAUGCUUUUGGUGGCAUAUUUGAGGUGAAUAC
Messenger RNA from Pistacia vera, 2294 nucleotides. RefSeq lists its product as uncharacterized. The transcript is spliced from 8 exons. The record is from RefSeq and is a predicted model, not a curated record. The coding region runs from base 28 to 2022 and encodes 664 amino acids. Lineage: Eukaryota; Viridiplantae; Streptophyta; Magnoliopsida; Sapindales; Anacardiaceae.